AUGCCGUGGGGCUGCUUCAUCCCGCGCAAAUGGCGCUUCCACAACGUCCUCUGGGCCCUCAUAAUACUCGAGUUCCCCUUGACGGUAGCGAAUUUGACACUGUUUGGCGUCGCGUCACCCAAUCUGUACAGGACGAUACUGUGGUCCGAGGGCGGGAAGAUGGGAUUUAAUAGCGAUCCCAAGACGGUGCUGUAUGCGUAUGCGAACUAUCGACCCGUCAAGAUCCCGGUGGUGUGGAGUAAUUUCAACACGCAAUACAACCUCGUCAUCGGCGUCCUCUGCAUGUUCUUCUACCUCGUCAAAAGCACCCUCUUCCUCAUGCACAUCUUCUACCCCAUCGUCAGCCUCCCCCUGCACGCCGCCCUCCUCUCCCUCUGGGCCGUCUCCAUUCGCAUCCAGACCUCGCCCGACACCAUCGACCCCAAGCGCAUCAACAACGGCCCGCCGUGGUUCAUCACCAAGAGCUGCAACAUUGUGCAGGACAAGACGAUCCGCGCCUACUGCAUGCAGGCGAAGAGCGCCUUCGCCGUGAGCGUCAUCAUGCUCACCAUCUACGCCCUCUACCUCCUCCUCACCCUCAUCUCCCUCUACCCGACCCAAUCCGCCCGUCUAGCACACCAAUCCCGCCUCGCCGAGAAGCGCGCCGAAAAGGAGAAAUACGCCGCCUUCGACGCCGCCGCCUCGUCCUCCCCCGAACACGGCAUGUCGCCCGAGCAGCAGUGGCAGCACAUGUGGGAGUUGCAGCAGUUGCCGCGCACGCCGGGCACGGCGGGGGGGUUGAAGAGCCCGACGACGCCGAGGACGAGGGCGUGGAGGGAUUUGGGUGGCGAGGGCGUGAUGCCUGCGAUGCCGCCCCCGCCGCAGCCGCAGUCGCCGAUGCCGAGGAUGGAGAGGGUGGAGAGGACGGAGAAGAUGGAGAAUCCGUAUCAGGGGGGUUUCUGGGCGCAGCAGCAGCAGCAGAUGCAGCAAGGGCGGCACGAGGAGGAGGUGGUGGUGGAGCAGCAGUCGCCGUAUCGGACGAAUGCGGAGUAUUAUGGGGAGCAGGAGAAGGCGAGGGGGUUGGGUGUUUAUUAA
This is a messenger RNA of Westerdykella ornata, 1074 nucleotides long. RefSeq lists its product as uncharacterized. The record is from RefSeq and is a predicted model, not a curated record. The coding region runs from base 1 to 1074 and encodes 357 amino acids. NCBI's taxonomy places the organism in Eukaryota, Fungi, Ascomycota, Dothideomycetes, Pleosporales, Sporormiaceae. The transcript is spliced from 3 exons.